CCAGACGGGUUCAUCAGGCAGUCAUCUUGGGGUAGCCAUGGGGGAUUAAGAAGGGGUGGCACACCCUGAUAUAUAUUUCCGGCCUCGCUUGCUGCGAGUGGGACAAGCGGGUCACAGACAGAUAUUUCCAGCCUCGCUCGUUGUGUGGUGUUUACGUGUACAUCCGUCAUCUGUUCCAAGUAUCACAAAACCUUUGCACGUGUACAAAAUGUACGCGUCAUCCGACGUGAACUGGUUUAGAACUGACUUCACUUUGUUUAUUUUGGACAUUUUGGACACGUGCUGCAUGACCACCAACUCAUCUUGUUUUCGGCAGCUACACAGUAAAUGUAUCGGUACGUCAAACAUGUCAAACAUGCUGACGUGUACAUGGAGCAAGUUCAACUGAGGACAUAUGUGUGGACUAGUUGAUCACUUGAUUGACAUGUAGUCUUUUGCCUUCGCACUUCUAGUGGAUGUGCUAGAUCCUCAAUGCCUGUACUGCUUCCUAACCCCCUGUGUUGUGAUGGCUAUUGGUAGCCAGCCAUGCAACUCACCUGCAAACAUGAAAUGGGCGUACUGCACCUUUUCUCAACUUUAGAAAACUAUAGUGACUGGCGAGUAACUGAGUAGGAUCCAUAGAUGGAAUACUCUUGUAAUGAGAAGUACGAUAAUAUAAAGAGAGGGAUGAGAACUUGUCUUGUCAGAAACUCUGAAUGCUUCUGACGUGACCGUUGGUACAGUGUAAUUUUGUGUGUCUCUUGACUGAGAAGUCUGGUAGUGAAAAGGAAGGCAAUGAUGCAUGCGGAAACUUCGUACCAAGAACCUCAUACAGUGUACAUGUAUUUGAAAAUCUUGACAUCUAUGAAACACAUGAUCAAUCAUCAAACAUUUGUCAAAUGAGAAGCUGAGUGAUAUUAACCAAAGAUGAGGUACCGGUAUACGUACAUGUACAUAAAGUUAUCAUGGAACUGAAUUAUCAGUGAGUCUGAUAUAUGUACCAGCACUUAGCAUUCACACGAUAAUGGCCCAAGCAAACGAUGCUCCAGUACUCAGACUGAUACCAGAUGUGAUCCAGCACCAGCCUAGGGCUAUCAUGAGUCUGGAUUCCAGACCACUACAGGCGUGUCGUCUGUACCUGGCUAGUGGAAUAAGCACGCAUGGAAUCUCUAGGGAUGUUCAUGUGAACAUGGUUGACCAGCUGCAGCAUCUCGAAGAAGAACAAGAACAAUUGAACUCCUCGCUACUUGCUCUGACCACACACUUUGCCCAAGUCCAGUUCCGACUCAAGCAGAUCGUCAAUGCACCUAUUGAUGACAAAGAGAAUUUGUUGAAGGAUCUGGAGGAGUUUGCAUUCAAAGGUUGUCCUGAUGUCAGAGGAAGCCGUUCACAAGAUGCUCAGAUGCUAGAAGAUGCUAGUGAGAAGGAACAUGAGAGUCGUAUCACUGAGCAGAGGGAGAAGCAGAUGGAGCUGAUCAGUCAGCUCAAGAGCCAGCUGGAUGACUUGGAACAGUUUGCCUAUGAGGAGGGAAGUGGAGAGUUACCUCAGAACAUGAUCCUGGAGAAGCAGAACGUCAUCAUUGAGGAGUUGAAACAGAAACUGGGCUUGAACAUCGAAGACAUGGACAAGCUAACGACAGAUGACUUGCGGCAAUUGGUGGACAGUGCAAUCGGAAGAAUAGUGAAUCCAGCCAAAGUGAAGGAGACAGUCAUCCAUCAGCUCAAGAAUCAGAUUGGUGAUCUGGAGCGAUUCAUUUCAUUCCUACAAGGGGAAGCAUCUACGCCGGGCCUGGUGACUCCAAACAGCUGCAGCUGCCCUGUCGAUGCCAAGGAUGAUACCAUUUCUGAAGCUGACUCAGAAGCUCCAGACUGCUGUGUGCAUCCCAAGGCAGGCAAGCUUGGCAGUAAGCAGAGCACAGCAGAGAGGAUAAAGAAGAUGCGUGAGAGCCACAUUUCCUCCAUGAAGAAAGCCUUGGCCCUGCUGCAGUAUAUGGCCAUCACUCAGCUUGGCUGCGGUACCGACAAACUCAAAGAAAAGAAAACUGCUAAGCCAGAUGCAUCUGAUGAUUACCGUGAGAUGCUGAAAGUUCUGGAUGCUGCCGUCAAUCAUGUGAUCAUGUUGGCACGGCAACAGCAAGAAAGCCCUGCGGAGGAUAGCGACUACACAAGUGAUUCCUCAGAUAGUCCAGUCAACAGACCUUUGGAUGAUGUGACUGUCGCAGUGAGGAGAGAGCUUGCCCCGGCACUCAGAGAUCUCUUUGAACAUGGACAAUUUAAACAUUCUAGUUCCAGUGAUGCAUUGAUCACUCCAAUCACAGCCUGCCUUGCCACCCACCGAAACACUUCCAGCCAGAAAGUUCAUGCUUGGGACCUCUUUGUCAAAUACUAUGAUAUCAAGAAGGGAAAGGCUUUUGCUAUGUCUCCAGCCAGGAAGCUGUCUCAAGCCUUUGAUAUUGAUAUCGUAGGAGGCACAGCCAUUACUGCUAAGCAGACUCUGUUAGCUGCUAUUGACUACGUCAGUGGCUCUCAUGAACCACUCAAGCGAAGCAAGGAAGCACAGUUUAAAGCCUUCGUGUCAGAAGCACUCAAUGGGCAGAAACUGGCCAUUUGGUGUCGACUGAUCAGCAGAACAACAUCUCUGAUAGAUUAUCAUUACUAUCCCUGGAGCUACAUGAUGAAGAAUAGUUUUGAUGGUGCACUCCAACUUCUGGACAAACUCAGUGAGAUCAAAUUUCGACUGAAUGUGGACAUAGCAGUGCAACAGUUCUACAACAUCAAAGAUGCCUUCUGAUUGGUCUGUAUUGUGAAGAGCGUUAUUUGGAACUUCUGAUUGGCUGGACGUUUCACACCUUGUAUUCAGUUUGAACUCUAGCUGCCCAAACUGGCAAGAUUCCCUUUUGUUUUCUUAGAUCUUUUCUGAUUGGUUAACGAACAUAACCAGGUUGUCAGCUGUGCAAUCACAUUCAUUGUCUGAUGGACAACACCUCACCUUGAUAUGAACUGUUUUACUGUCCAAGUUGAAUAUGAUUUCACAUGGAUAAACUUGUAGUAUGGAUAAGUUUUAAAGUUUUAAAAUUGUAGGUUUGUAAUAUUUUUAUUUAUUUUAAAUUAAAAAUAUACUAGUAGUUAGUAUAGGUUUAAAAAUAACUGAGUGCAAAAACUCUAAUGUAAGGUGUAUAUGAGAAACAGCUGAAUCCACUGUCAAUAGUUGCGCAUGUUACUGCCAUCUGUAGUCAAGCAAUUCAGAUUGAGCUGUGCAUCAUAGGUUCCUGAUGGAAGUGUAGUCAGAGUAGAUAAGGCUCAUUAGUCACUUUGUAUUCUUACAGAAAAGGGAGUAAACAUAUGAUUCCAGCUGCAUUUUAUGUGCAAAUCUAAGAUGUGAUAAAUGUCUUCUUUUUCAUUCAAAAUUGAUUUGAGCACUGCCUUGGUGUAAGGAGUUCAAUGUUCAGGCAUCUUACCAUGUUGUUGUUUGUUUUAUUUCUCCUUUGAAGUAAAAUAUGAGUACUGAUGUUUGUGUUGGCCAAAGCAGCACAAUGGGAGAGAAGUGAUAUUUUGGCUUCAUCAGAAAUAUGACACAAACCACAAUGCAGGGGGCCAGUCCAGUUAACAGUGUUUGAAACCUACUGACCCCAUUUUACAACGUAUUGUGUCAUAAAUAUGAGGCAAUAAGUUCAUAUCUGUCCAACGUGAAUGUUGUGAUCACCUUGAUAAAUUCACCUAGAGCCAAUUAAUAUUGGUGUUGGAAAAACUUGGUCACCAAUUUUAGUUUCCUAUUAUUAUUUUUUUAGAUUCAAUGACUGAAUUUUUUGUUCUAACAGGCGAAUGCCAAGUUAUUCAUGUUACCUUUGUACAUAGCACGAACACUUAUAUAUAUAUACAUUUGUGGUAAUUUACGGAGAAAUUAUAUGGAAAUCUAAACAAAAAUUUGAAAUUUAUUGAUUUAUAACACAGUGUUAAAAUUUUGCACUGAUGUGAUUUGAGAGUGAUCUCUGGAAACAUUCCAAAUGUUUAAGUUAGCUUAGUGGAAUGACGACAGGUUCACGUCCAGGAUGUGUGUAACUUACAAUCAGAUGUCAAUUAGAUAUUAGAGAGAAAAUAAUGGUUGGGAUGACCCUGACAAAUAAGAACAUACAUGCAGUGCAGUUUGGUCCAGACGUAGAUUGUAAUGGAGCUGCUGUUGAUUGGCAAAUUGAAAGCAAAACGUACAAUGUAGCAGAGACCAUUCACAAACAAUAUUCGUUAUGUGCAAUUGUAGCUAGUUACCUUGUUUAGCUCAGUAGAAUUAUAUCAGCUGGAAAAUCUUUAGCUCCAGGAAAAACGUAGGUUGCAGGCCGCAUUCAGAUCUUGUUUUUUUGUCCUUCAAAUGUAGCUGCAUGUAGUGCAUGUACUUGACAAGCUUGACUUACACAAAUAUGAGUCCCUAUCCCCACUUUGAUACUGUGGUGGAUGAAAGGGAUGAUAUGACGUAACUGUAAACUUGAAUAAACCGCUUUCAACGUGUCACAUUUUCAUUACAUGUACAGUAUAUGAUAAAUAUGGAAUGAAUUGCCCAAAGAACAGGACAUAGGAGCUAGAUUUCGUCAAUGUAUUUGUUUUUAAUGAGAAUUUUAGUGGAAACAAAAGCAAACAAAUUUGGACUGAAUUUCAUGUGGAAAAUUUCAGAUGUGGCUUUGAAAUCUAAAAGGAUCACUUAUCCUUUUGCCUUGCUUAAUUCCUUCAUCUGCACUAGUUACAUUAAUGUUGAGAGUGGUAUUUAAGGUACAGAGGGAUUGGUCGUUGGUCUUCUAAGAAUGCAGUCAUUUUUAAGGUAGGGCUGGUUUCAAAGACCAACCACCGAUUGCAGGGCGUUGCUUAUUGGUUGCAACAAACAAUUUGUACUAACCUUCAGCACCAUUGUGUGGCAUAGAUGUCCUAGUGGUUGCACAUGCAUGGAGAUUUGUAUAUUGUCAGUACAAAUGUAAUACUGUAUCUGCAAAUGAAGUUAGCUGACAUGCUUGGUGAAAUAGACAAGCUCAGUUAACACAGCAACAAUGGUCGUGUUUCAAAUACUAGGGCCCAGUUUUAUUUGAACUAGGAACGAACUUCAUUGUUAAGCAAGUGGACCUGCAAAUCAAUAUUCAACCAUGUGAAAGUCGGUUGCAGGUAAUAUUCAUUGCAUUGCAUUAAGUCCGAUAGCCUUUUUUGUAAAGCAAAUUUUGUGUGCUUAAUUUGCAGAAAGUAGCCCACGCUAUAAAUAAUGGAAGAGUUGCCAAGCCUAGCAUUUAAAAAAAAAAUGUACCAGGAAGUUUUCUGAAAAAGUUUGCUGUCAGAAAUACAGCAUAUUGUCUGCAUUUACUAACUUUAUAUUGUCACAAUAGACGGCCAAUUUCUUUUUCUUUAAUUUUUUUAACUGGAAGCCAGGAUUUCACUUUUUUUGUGGACAUUUACUGAUGGUUUUCAGUGAUAACCCUGAAAACCUGAUUUUAUUUUAGAUAAUACUAACAGCAGGGGGUACCAUGCAGCUAUGGUAUGUAUUGUAGUUAAUUAUAGUAUGUCUGUAAAGAUGUGUUAGGUUCAUGAAAGGGUAUGGGAGAUGGAAAGAAGUAAGGUCAAUAAGAAACAAACUAGAGCUGUAAUCCAGUCCAGCCGAGUCAAAUCGCAAGUUAUUAGGAUAAGAAUAUCUUUGUCACAGUUCAUUUGAAUAGCUUGUCACGUGACUUGAGAAUGGAUAACUUAAUUGUGAUUGACGUGUGACUCGAUUACACAUCUGGAAAUAACUUUUUAGUUUAAUCGAUACUCUGUGUGCGGAGUUGUAAAACAGUACUGUACUAUAUAAGUGUUAAAGGGUAUAAAGACGUGUAAAUUAGUUUAAUUACGAAGUUUGUGCAACAAUAUGUAACACUAAUAUUCUUCCAGAGGAAUUCUGUUUAAAUCCAGUGCAAUACUAAAUGUCACUUGGUUUAUUUAAUUUCACAAGUGGAGUUUUAGGGUAGAAAUUUGACACGUGUAUUUUUUUCUGUCCAAGUUAAUUAAAUUUGUGUUGAAUUUCUCGAGAGUAGAGUA
Molecule: messenger RNA, 6021 nt
Organism: Patiria miniata (bat star)
Lineage: Eukaryota; Metazoa; Echinodermata; Asteroidea; Valvatida; Asterinidae
Gene: rundc1
Product: RUN domain-containing protein 1-like
Exons: 14
Coding region: 1004-2770 (588 amino acids)
Source: RefSeq, a predicted model, not a curated record